AUGACAACAAUAGAUAUGACCCAGUGGAUCGAGAAAUAUUUUCAUCAAAUGCUUGAUGAAUUUGAUGGUCCUUUAUUAAAAAAUAUGAAGAUAAUAAACGCAUCUAACGGUAUGGUGAAGAGCGAAAUAACUGUCCAAUCAAAUCAUUUGAAUCAUAUAAAAACAGCACAUGGUGCAAUGCUCAUGACAUUGGUUGAUGUAUGUGGAUCUCUCGUGAUAGCUUCGAAAGGAUUAAAUCAUUCCUCCGGUGUUAGUACAAAUAUCAACAUUUCGUUUACAAAUCCUGCAAAAGAAGGAGAUGUUUUACUCGUAGAAGCAGAAUGU
Dentiscutata erythropus is the source of this 324-nucleotide messenger RNA. The record is from the annotation of a GenBank genome assembly. NCBI's taxonomy places the organism in Eukaryota, Fungi, Glomeromycota, Glomeromycetes, Diversisporales, Gigasporaceae.